This is a messenger RNA of Vigna unguiculata (cowpea), 840 nucleotides long. NCBI's taxonomy places the organism in Eukaryota, Viridiplantae, Streptophyta, Magnoliopsida, Fabales, Fabaceae. The record is from RefSeq and is a predicted model, not a curated record.
AUGGGAUUGGAUACGCACCCACGGGAUCGGAUCCGCCACUUGUUGGAUCGAUUCCAACUUCACUGGAUUGGUUCCACACAUGUGGGGAUCGGAUCUGCUCACAGUGGAUCGAUUCCAAGCUGUAGCAGAACCCUUCCGAGCCACCUACGACCUCCACCAGAUCUGUUCCAAGCCACCAACAACCUGCAUCAGGCACCAUCUCCUUCCACCGUUGCUAGAUUUCUCAAAUUCUCAGGUCACACGUCCGACGACCCAGACGUGCCCGACGACCCGGACGUGCCCGACAACCUGGACGAACCCGAGGACCCGAACGAGCUCGAUGACACGGACGGGCCCAACGACCCAAACAAUCCCGACGAACCAGACGGGCCCGACGACCCAAACGGGCCCGAUGACACAAACAGUUCCGACGACCCAAACAGGUCCGACGACCAAAAUGGGCCUGACGGUCAAGACGACCCCGAUGACCCGAACGGACUUGACGACCUAGACAGGCCAGACAACCCGGACAAGCCCGACGACUUGGACGAGCUCUACGACCCAAACAAGCCUAACGACUCGGAUGGGCCCUUCCAAAUCAUUAGGCCCGACGAUCCAGACGAGCCCAAUGACACUUACGACUCGGACGUGCCCGACGACCCAGAAGUGCGGGACGACGCAGAUGGGCCCAACGACCCGGACGGGCUCGAUGACCCAGAAGAGUCCAACAACCCGAACGAGUUUGACGACCUGGACGGGUCCGACGACUCGGUCGGGACCGAUUACCCAGACGAACCCGACGAUCCAGACGGGCCCGAUAACUCGUACGGGACAGACUAUCCAGACGGGUCCGAUGACUAA